UUAUGCUCGUUCCGGGGCGUCUCUCAGCCUCCGUGCUCCGUACGCUCCGUGUCUCAGAUCCACACUGAGGGAUGCUCCAGCAGCCAGCACCGACCCUGACAGCACAGACCGUACGGAGGUGACUCAAAGGCAUAUGAAAUCACCCAGGUCAGUGCCUGGAGCAAACAGUAGAGCUGCUGUGCCUACCCACGGAUAUCAAUCAAACAAUAACAAUGCAUGGCCUGUAAGCCGCCAAUCAUGGCUCAUAGGAAGAGGCCAGGAACCAGUGGAGGGACCAUUAUGGCUGCUCCUGUCCCUGCUUCCUGUCCCACCACUCAUCCAACAGAGUCACAUGACUUGAAAGUAAUUCCUCCUCGACAACGCCCAGUCCGCUACCCCAAAGGCUCUCCACAUGAUCCAAAACCCCUUCCCCGCUCCUGUAAGGCACAAUAUUCUUCACCCAAAACACAAGAAGUCAGUCGCAACCAUCCUGAAGUAGAUAUAGAACCGGAAGUUGAAGGGAACCGAUACAACAACCAAGCAGAUGCAGAACUGGAGAACCAGCGGCCAGCGACACCCUCCACACCGGAACAUGACCAUGACCAAGACGACCACGACCAGGCAGACUUCCACGGUGGAGCUGACAGCCUGGACGACGACUCCAGCUCAGACUAUAUCAACAACACAUCUGAAGAUGAGGAAGACUAUGAUGAUGGACUUGCGGAGGAGGAUGAGGGUGUGACUUACUACAUCCGUUACUGCCCAGAGGAUGACAGUUACCUGGAAGGUAUGGACUGCAGCAGCCAAGGAGACUGUAACCACAGCCACAACCAAGGGGACUGCGCUGGCACCAUGCAAUCUGGAGGAACUCACACUGAUGAAUGCCAGGAGGCCGGGGAGGAAUGGGUGGAGGAGGGAGAGGGGGAAGUGGAGCCCCAAGAGGAGGAAUGGGUGGAGGACGAGGAGGGAGAAGGAGCUGUGAGGGAGGAGUGGAGGGAAGAGGAAGAGGAGGAGGUAAGGGAAGAGUGGAGAGAAGGGGAUGAAGAAGUGAGGGAGGAGUGGAGGGAGGAGGGCCAGGUCAGGCAGGAACAGUGGGUGGGGAGGGAGAGGCACAGGGUGGAGGAGUGGGUGGAGGGAGAGGGGGAGGUUCGCUGUGAGGUGGUGGAGCAAGACCCCGAUGAACAGAUAUACAACGGACGGCCAGAACCCAUCCUGGACCACCACCACCACCACCAUCACCACCACCAACCCCCCCCACAAGAAGGCCUCCACAGCCGACGGGCCGACGGAGCCGAAGAGGAGGACGAGGAGGCGGAGAGCGAGGAGUACUGCCCCAAUGAGGAUGAAGACGAAGAAGGAGAGGAGGAGGAGAGACACGGGAGGGCCUACACUGGAGACUACUACGCCCCUGAGGACAAUGGGAACUCGGUGCGAGUGUCUCCGUACCGUGGGCGUAAGGUGCUGGUGGUGGAGGGGGAGACGGGGGAGGAGGCGGAGGAGGACAUUGACCAAAUAGUUGCUGAAAUCAAAAUGAGUAUGAGCAUGGGCAGUCUGAGCAGCGGCACUGACCAAAGCCCAGAGGAACUGGCGCCUGACCCUGUGCCGGGUGACUACGCUCAUACCAAGCCCGACCCGACCCCCUACCCUCCACCUCACCACCGCCACGACAGCAGACCCAAGUCCCUUAACCUGCCCUCCAUGCACCACAACAACCCUGACCUCCAGAGGGGCAUCAAGGCACACCCACGCUCCCCCGAGGACAGGCAGAGAUGGGCGCAGGAGCAGGUGAGCAAUGGUGCAGAGCAACCCAGAAAACAGCAGCGCUCCGACCUCAACGUUCCCCUGGAGAACAACAAUGUACCAGAGCCAACAAAGAAGGUUGCAGCCUUCCCCAGCUUUGUCGAUGUCCCCGGACCCUGCGAGCCAGAAGAUCUGAUUGAUGGAAUUAUCUUUGCUGCUAACUACCUUGGCUCCACUCAGCUGCUGUCUGAGAGGAACCCCUCCAAGAACAUACGGAUGAUGCAGGCCCAGGAAGCUGUCAGCAGGGUCAAGAGGGUACAGAAGGCUGCCAAAAUCAAGAAAAAGGCGAGUGCAGAUGGAGAUACUCAAACCCUGACUGAGGUCGAUCUGUUCAUCUCUACCCAGAGGAUCAAAGUUCUCAAUGCAGACACACAGGAAACCAUGAUGGAUAAUGCCCUCCGUACUAUAUCCUAUAUUGCUGAUAUUGGCAACAUCGUGGUCCUGAUGGCAAGACGUCGGAUGCCCCGUACAGCCUCCCAGGACUGUAUCGAAACCACACCUGGGGCACCUGAGGCAAAGAAGCAGUACAAGAUGAUAUGCCAUGUCUUUGAGUCUGAGGAUGCCCAGCUUAUCGCUCAGUCCAUUGGCCAGGCAUUCAGUGUAGCUUACCAGGAGUUCCUGAGAGCCAAUGGCAUUAACCCUGAGGACCUGAGCCAGAAGGAGUACAGUGACAUCAUCAACACCCAGGAGAUGUACAAUGACGACCUCAUUCACUUCUCCAACUCUGAGAACUGUAAAGAGCUGCAGCUGGAGAAGAGUAAAGGGGAGAUCCUGGGCGUGGUGAUUGUGGAGUCGGGCUGGGGAUCCAUUCUUCCUACAGUUAUCUUAGCCAACAUGAUGAACGGAGGGCCGGCGGCACGCUCCGGCAAACUCAGCAUCGGAGACCAGAUCAUGUCCAUCAACAACACCAGCCUCGUGGGGCUGCCACUCGCCACCUGUCAGGGAAUCAUUAAGGGCUUGAAGAACCAGGUCCAGGUCAAAAUGAACAUUGUUAGCUGCCCUCCUGUUACCACUGUCCUCAUCAAGAGACCAGAUCUGAAGUAUCAGCUGGGCUUCAGCGUCCAGAACGGCAUUAUAUGCAGUCUGAUGCGGGGGGGCAUCGCUGAACGAGGCGGGGUCCGUGUGGGCCACAGGAUCAUUGAGAUCAAUGGGCAGAGCGUGGUGGCCACAGCUCAUGAGAAGAUUGUCCAGGCCCUGUCGAACUCAGUCGGCGAGAUUCACAUGAAGACGAUGCCUGCUGCCAUGUUCAGACUUCUAACAGGACAGGAGACCCCUAUGUACAUAUAAGCGAUGGCCAGGGACCGCUCCACAGGACAGGCUGUCAGCUGUGAUUGGUUAUCUUUCGGGGCAAACCAAGCUGACCGGUGACUGGGGGGAGGAUUGCCUGUCCUCCAACUCAUUUGUCCUUUUUUUUUUUCUCCUUUGAGCUGAUGAUCAGAUUUUUUCAUCACCUUUUUUUGUUUGUGCUUAACAUGCAAUGGCCAUUUUCUUGACAUGAGACGCUUUCCCCAUGUGACCAGCUACAGAGACUAUGUGUGUGUGUGUGUGUGUGUGUUUAUUUAUUUGUUCUGUCUGUGCUUUUCUGUCACUGCAGUGAGGACAUAUGUAUGGACUUAACAAGUGAAUGCGUCACAGUUUAUUUUUUUAUAUUCAUUUAAUGCAAUAUUAUGCUUCUACUAUACACCUUGUAUAGUCCCAUUUUCUUCUCUGUUGUUUAUUUAUUUCUCAUGUAAAAACAUAUUUUGCUAAUAUUGUGACUGAAGGCGCUGGGGAGGGAGGGGCUGCAGCUGCAUUGUAAAUAUUUAUUGAAAAUCGCUGUUGAACUGAAAGCAGACCAUGAUGAUGAAUGCCAGUUGUCAUCAUAGAUGCCUGAGAAGGGGAAUGAUUUUAGUGUUUAAAUUGUUGGGUUUAAAUAUGCUAAGUUGAUAUAAUGUACAUGUGAAUCCAACCAAUGCUUUGAGCAGGGGUUUAUGGGAGCAACGCCAUAUCCUUUUGAUUUACUUCAUUUUAUGGCAAUACACGAGUUCAACCUCUGAAGAGCAAGAGACAUCUUUUCUAAAUCUCAUGUACAAACAUACAACUCACACAUUUAAAUAACAAGCAACUCAGUAAAAUGAUGAACAUGCAUUAAUUAAGCUUUUGCUAUCGAAGUCACAUGUAUGAACAACGGAAUUUCUUUUGUGUGCUACUCUACUGUAUGUUCAUCUGUAGUGUUUCUGACUGAAACUCAUACGUACUAUGAGUUGAUUGUGAAUGUAACUGUGUAGUGUGAGCUGUUUCAUUGCCAUAAGCAGUAUUAGAAUGUCUGUACAUAAAGAGAAACUCGUCUUAGUAUUGUGCUCAUGUAAAAAACACACAGAUUUAGUCACUGCAAACAUCCUCCCACCUGUAUGUUGACUUUCAGUCUUGAGAGAGAGAGAGAGAGAGAGAACUGUGAAUCAUACACUGUGACAGAAAAAAGCCUUACCACAGAGUAAUGGUUUUACAAUGCAUUGUAGUAAAUUUUAACCAUAUGAACAUUAUCUGUGUGCAUGCCUCGUAUAGUAGUAUCAUGUCAUUGUGGCAAGAUAAUAAAAUCUAAGCUAAACCUGGCUCCUUUUGUGGACUGGAUCGAACUAUCAACUGUACAUCAAAAGGAUUGUAUUGUACAUGAAAGCUCAGUAUCAGUCAAGGUAUUUUGUAAAAAAUUUACAUCUGUGAUUAAACUUCUCAUUCCAGA
Molecule: messenger RNA, 4498 nt
Organism: Sphaeramia orbicularis (orbiculate cardinalfish)
Lineage: Eukaryota; Metazoa; Chordata; Actinopteri; Kurtiformes; Apogonidae
Gene: apba2b
Product: amyloid beta (A4) precursor protein-binding, family A, member 2b
Exons: 15
Coding region: 217-3066 (949 amino acids)
Biological process (GO): chemical synaptic transmission
Cellular component (GO): dendritic spine; plasma membrane; cytoplasm
Molecular function (GO): protein binding; amyloid-beta binding
Source: RefSeq, a predicted model, not a curated record